AAAUUUAAUAUGAAGUUAAAAUUAUGCUUUUUGCUCUGACUCUUGCGCGAGAGGCUUCUCGACGGCGGCUAGCCUUGGUUGGUGGCGGUCUUGUACCUGUGACGGUGAAGGGUGUCAUCUCUCUCUUCUCUCGUCUACUCCACGGUGGUGACGGGGUUGCUCGAUUGCUAUCUGUGUCUAUAGGUUGCGGCCUUUUUCUUCUUGCUGUUAUCAAGGUCAGUGAUGGCAGGGGUCGAGGUUUUCUGAUUGAAGAAUUUUCAAGGUGUGGGGACUGAAGAUAGUCUGGUGGUUGGGGCGGUGUCGGAGUCUGGAAAUCAGCCUUUGGUUGGUGGUGACAGGUUGGUGUUUAGUUGCAGUAAUGGAGGCACUUUUAGGCAGCUUUCUCUGAUCUGCAGAGGCGGCGACUCUGGCAGUAUUGUUGCUGGAAGUCUUGGAUGGACCAGGAUCGUAGCUCAGCUGCCGGAAGUAAGGGUGGUGCGGGUUUGCUCGGGGAAAGAACCAACUACGGGUUCCCUACCUUCGUUGGUGGGUUACACCGUUGUUGCUUUCAUGGCGGCGGCGCCGAGUUGGGCACAGCUGCAUACAUGGUCAGUUCCGACGUCAAGGGCGGAGGUGGAUUACGGCGAUGGAGGCGGCAACAUUGUGGAGGAGGCUGGUUUUCUCUCUAGGGUUUGCCCUAGUUUGGAUGUUUGGGCCUAGCAUUGGGAUGCUAGGGUUUCUCUGCAUUGGGCCUAGCCGGAAAUUGCCUAUUUGGGUCAGGCUAAGGGUCCAUUUAGGACUGGUGUUUUUACUUUUUAGUUUAGUGUUAGGCUUUUCUGUUUUUGUAAAAAAAAAGAGGAUAAGGUCCAAACUAUUGUGGAGAAGGAGACAUGCAAGGAUCCUGAGACUGAACAAAUGGAGGAGCUGCAUUCAAAUGGUGGAACUGUAGCAGAUUGCAAUGGCUGAUCCUCAGAAAAGCAAGAUUUUGGUAAUCGGAGGCACCGGCUACAUCGGCAAGUUCAUCGUUGAAGCGAGCGCAAAGGCUAAUCAUCCCACAUUUGCUCUUGUUAGGGAGACCACUGUCAAUGACCCUGCCAAGGGAAAACUUAUUCAAAAUUUCAAGAACUUGGGAGUCACUUUGCUCUAUGGAGAUCUCAAUGACGAGCACGAGAGUUUGGUGAAGGUGAUCAAAAAGGUGGACGUGGUGAUAUCAACAGUGGCUGGCAGGCCGCUACCAGAUCAAACCAAGCUCAUUGCCGCUAUUAAAGCAGCUGGUAAUGUCAAGAGAUUCCUCCCCUCGGAGUUCGGAAACGAUAUGGAUAAUGUAAAGGAUGCAGUUGAGCCGGCCAAAUCUGUAAUUGAGAGCAAAGCCCAAAUCCGGCGUGCUAUAGAGGCCGGGGGGAUUCCCUACACAUAUGUCUCCUGCAACUGCUUUGCAGGCUAUUUUCUACCCACAUUGGCACAGCCAGAUGCCACUUCUCCACCCAGAGACAAAGUCAUCAUCUUAGGGGAUGGAAAUGCAAAGGCAAUCUUUGCCGAGGAAGAGGACAUUAGCACCUAUACAAUCCGAGCAGUUGAUGACCCAAGAACACUGAACAAGGUUCUCCACCUCAGGCCUCCCCGAAACAUUUACUCCUUCAAUGAACUCGUUGCCUUGUGGGAGAAGAAAAUUGGCAAAGCCCUCGGGAAGGUCUAUGUUCCAGAGGACAAACUCCUAAACGAUAUUAUAGAGACCCCAUUUCCCCAAAAUGCGAUAUUGGCGAUCGAACACUCUGUAUUUGUGAAAGGAGAUCAAACCAGCUUUGAGAUUGAGCCGUCGAUCGGAGUCGAAGCUUCCGAGCUAUACCCGGAUGUUGAAUACACCACUGUGGAGGACUACCUCGACCAAUUUGUUUAAGCAUUAUUAGGUUUAAGACGUUCGCUAAAUAAAUUACUUGCUUCUUUU
Molecule: messenger RNA, 1924 nt
Organism: Rosa chinensis
Lineage: Eukaryota; Viridiplantae; Streptophyta; Magnoliopsida; Rosales; Rosaceae
Product: phenylcoumaran benzylic ether reductase Betv6
Exons: 6
Coding region: 938-1876 (312 amino acids)
Molecular function (GO): oxidoreductase activity
Source: RefSeq, a predicted model, not a curated record